Necator americanus (New World hookworm) is the source of this 1116-nucleotide messenger RNA. RefSeq lists its product as uncharacterized. Gene Ontology annotation, molecular function: galactoside 2-alpha-L-fucosyltransferase activity. Gene Ontology annotation, cellular component: membrane. The record is from RefSeq and is a predicted model, not a curated record. NCBI's taxonomy places the organism in Eukaryota, Metazoa, Nematoda, Chromadorea, Rhabditida, Ancylostomatidae. Bases 1 to 1116 code for a protein of 371 amino acids. The transcript has 10 exons. Gene Ontology annotation, biological process: carbohydrate metabolic process.
AUGAUAUUCCUAGCAAAGCUUAGUGUUAUUACCACUAAUGCUGCUUCAUUAGGAAAAAUCCGAAGGAACCUACUGAGUCAAACGAAGAUUUUUCCGCAAGGAGGAGAAGACGUGAAAUUCGAUCAACCUUGGAUCAUUUCUCGUCCCAAUGUAAUUGACGAUAUAUCGUAUUUCGACAAUUCACCUCAAAAUUAUCUUGUGAGCAACUUCAGCUAUAGCAGAGGUCUCGGUAACGUUAUGUUCCAAUACGCGUCAUUGAAAGCGAUUGCCGAUUUGAGGGAAGCGUCACUGGUGGUUCCUUUUAAUAACACACUUAGGCGUGCUUUCAAAUUGAACGCAACAUUUGUUAGCGACAUGGUGGCUGCAGAACUGCUGCAAAGAACUACAAAUGCUACCUUCAAAACAACCAGUUGUUGCUCUUUUGUCAAAAUACCUGCUCCAAGCAAGGAACGGAUCACAGCGGUUCUUGGAUAUAUGCAAAACCCGAUGUAUUUCAUGCCGGAUCAUGAAAGGCUAGUGCGCACGGAAUUCACCUUUCUCAGUGAGGUCCAGAAACAGGCUUUCAAUUUCAUGAAUAGUCUCACUGCAAGGAGAGCACUUCAACGAGCUCGUCCUUUGUGGAUCACAGGGAAGCCAGGCGACGAAGCUCUCGAAAUGGAACCGGAUGCAUUGUCAGAAGACCUAUUCUACAUUGGAGUGCACGUGAGACGAGGAAUGGAUAUCGAGAUGAACGAAAGAAAUCGAAAACAUGGACACAUUGCCGCUCCAGCCGACUACUAUAAACGAGCCAUGGACAGUGCUAAGGGUGAUCGAGGAAACGUUGUGUUUGUGGUUUGCUCUGACAAUAUCCCAUGGGCGAAAAAGAAUCUUCCCACUUAUGAACAAGGAACUGUCUUCUUCUGCCCUGGACAUUAUCGCGAGGUGGACAUGGCAAUCUUAGCUCAAUGUGACGCUCUCGUUCUCUCAACUGGGACAUUUUCGUGGUGGUCUGGGUUUUUGAACCAGAAAGCGUCUAAGAUUAUAUAUUAUGGAGGAUGGCCUCGACCAGGAUCUGAUCUCAAGAAGAUGGUCAACACAUCCGAAUUCUUCCCUCAAUCAUGGACACCAUUAUCUUGA